GACAUUCAUCAUUCCGCCGACGGAUCAUUCAAACCACGAAGUUCGCACGCGAAGGAAGAGGAUUCUUCAACCAACUCGGUGGAAUUCACUUUACUUACUCCACUUGUGCCGAAAGUGGUUUGUCAGAGAGAGUCCUUGCGGGGAGAAGCAGUUCCAGUUCAAGUGAAUUCUGGACAUGGCCAUAUCCCCACGACGGACGAUGAAGCUUUGUGGGUACACGAAGGAUUUCAAGCGUUUUCUCGGGUGAUUUUAAGCACAUAUUGCAGAUUUCGUUUUACGUUGUGGGGCUGUUGAGGGAAUUCGAAAGGCAGGUGGAGUUGGGAAUAUGGGGAGAGAAACCUAAACAUGGAGCAGUUUUAUGGAGAGAAGCCAUCACCGGGAGUGGAGCUCGUUGUGUUUGCUUGUCACGAUCGCUGGAGAUUGUUCCUGAGAAGAGUUGUAGACAGUUUGGUGGGAGCGUAGGAGGUUGGUCUGUGUAAAGGUUAGAGCUCUUGUUGUGAAGUUGGAAAAGGAUGGUGCGCCCCUUUUUGGAAUUUCUCGUGUCUCGAUUUGUGCACGUGCACCAGCAUGAAGUCCCUGCUUUGCUCCAUGCUUUCUCGGCAUUCUUCUUUUUGCUGGGUGCAUACUUUGUGGUCCUACCGCUACGAGAUGAGGCAGCUUUGUCACUGGGUACUGGUGUUUUGCCAGCCCUCUUUCUGGGAUCUUUGGUGCUCACCAUGCUAGCGGCUCCAGCCUCGUCCUAUUUACUCUCACUCCCAGGUCUGCCCAAGAGCAAGGCUCUUGUUAUUUUGUACAGGUUUUUUGGCGGUUCACUCCUCGUGUUCUUUCUUCUUUAUGUUCCCGUUCCUGCCUCGCAACUAUCAACAAUUACGGAUGCGAGCCUGCCUGAUCCCUUGAAACCUGGAGAUGGCGCAGCUAUUACAGAUGCCGACUCGGUGUCUCCCACAAGUUGGCAUAACCUUUCUUGGUAUUUCAUCGGAGUUCGUGGUGGUUUCUUCCUUUGGAUUGCACUAUUAAAUCUAUUCACCAUUUCAGCGAUGUGGGCACGUGUCACUGACGUUAUGACAAGUGAGAUGGGGACUAGGCUUUUUGGCUUCAUUGGUGCUGGGGCAACAUUAGGCCAGCUUGUUGGAUCGUUGCUGGCUGUUGGUUUGGCUCGCCUUGGACCAGUGCUGCUUCUGUUAGCUGCAUUUUUGAUGGAGCUGGCCGCAAGAUGUUCAUUAGGUGUCGGUGAAGAUGGUCUACAUCGCAUGUCUGCAAUAGCAAGCAACCCAAGUGAAGGUGAAGGUGAGCCGUUGGUAAUACUUACCGAACAUACAAACAAGGCUGGAUCUUCGGAAGAUUCUGCUACAUUGUUGCAUACCACUGCAAAUAAAUUAGCUUCUUUGUUGGAGGGUGUACGGCUUAUUUUCUCCUCGACAUACCUUCUCCAAAUCUGUGCGUUUUUGUGGUUGACAGCGGUCGUGUCAUCAUUUUUUUAUUUUGAGAGAUCAGCAGUUGUUGCAGAUACUACUCGAGACCCGAUAGGAAGGAGAAUUCUACUUGCUGAAAUUAACAGUUUGACAGCUAUAUUUAUUCUGACCGGCCAACUUACGGUCACAGGUCGACUUCUAUCCAAGCUUGGGGUCACAGCAGCUCUUUGUGCACUUCCUGUGGUGGCACUUCUCAACUUAAUAGCAAUCUCUGCGUCACCAACUUCAAUCGUGAUAGCAAUUUCUGAGGCUGUUCGGAAGGUUACGAACUAUGUAAUAACACGGCCAGCGAGGGAAAUCCUCUUUACGGUGACUACUCGUGAAGACAAGUACAAAGCUAAGGUGAUCAUUGACACCUUUGUGCAAAGACUAGGAGAUGCGGCUGCAGCCGGGGUGUACAAAAUGACCGAGGCCUUGCUGCUUCACGCACCUUCUGCUAUUGCAACUUGUGCUUUUCCGCUAUGCGUAGGUUGGCUGUGGGUUGGAGUGGCUCUUGGACGCCGACAAGCAUUGCUUUCUAGGAUGUUAGAAUCUUCCUCUUCCAGCUGAACAGGGGGAUUCGCAAUUGGUCUUCCAUUCCAUGACCCUUACGCUCCUAAAAUGGUAAGGAAUUGCAUUCUUCUUGCAUGCCCCGAGUAUUACUGGAGCAGCUACCUUGUUUGAUUGCACUAGGUGGAAAGGCUGCCAAAAUAUCUAAAUUUUGGUUGUGACGACGAGAAAGCUCGCUUUGAUUUUACUGAAGAGGCAUGUCUCCAGAGCUACUAGUCGUCUUGUUGAAUAAGAACUUGUCCUUCACUUAAAAGCAUUUUACACUGGUGCUGGUUGCCAAAUAUAUUGUUAGUUCUGGAUUUGCCCUCACAAAUGAAUCUGCUGCGCACAAGGAUAGGGGGCGUUCGAACAGCUGAUUGGAGCUUUGGGCUGGUCAUUGUGGUAAUUUUUGUCGUGGUUUUGAGAUAUUGUGUAAAAUGGUUUGGCAAUUGCCAAUUACUCUAUUGGCUGAAGAUUUGGAAUCAUUUAUUCAAGUCUCGGCACUAGUCAUUUGUGACUCGCUCAAGAUCCUCUAAUUUUUCAGGCAUUAUUCUUCUUAAUUAUUGUAGGAUAGCAAAAGUACAGAUCACAAAUGCCUGUAAGAUUUCUACUUGGUAAUCUAUGGUCUCCAGUUGCCUCUUUGCAUUCUUUUUGGCCUUCACCUUGGUUAACGACGGAGCCUUGACAACCACAACCAAUGUGAAGCCUUUGUGAAACCAGCCUGGCGCUCAAAUGCAUCGUGAUUGCACGCACAGAGAUAACUUUUACUUGGAAAUUAGAUCUCCUUUCACAAGGGCAGCACAACAGGUGACUUGCCAUUGCUGGUGUUUUAACAUCACCACCCAGUUAUCCUCCACACACGUUUCAUGUGUCAGAAUAGCAAAUGAUCUGAAAGUGCAGAGACUUGGUGAAGGAGAGACGACUUCUGCAAGAGGUAUAUGAGGGAGGAGAGGCUGAAUUGGCCCAUCUACCUUCGCGUCGACAGAGUCUGAAAUUACAAAAUCAGGUAGCGCGCCAGGAUAACAAGGGACCUGGCUGUGGGUUAAAUUCAGCAGCAUCAGCAAACGUGUGUUGACAGAUCCGUGGCUGAAUCCUCGGAACAAGGGAUCCCUACAUGAGGAAACCUUGCAUCUCAAGUCUGGUCCCAAAGCAUCCCAUUUGCCUUGCAACUAUGUAUAUGGUGCUUAAAAUAAAACAAACAUAAAAAUACAAUAAAGAAGAUAAGAAGAAGA
Messenger RNA from Physcomitrium patens, 3232 nucleotides. The record is from RefSeq and is a predicted model, not a curated record. NCBI's taxonomy places the organism in Eukaryota, Viridiplantae, Streptophyta, Bryopsida, Funariales, Funariaceae.